UAUCUCUCAGAGAGUCAACUAAAGUACAUGUUUGAAAUGACAUGCAAUGCGCAACAAUCACUUCAAAGUUACCUCUUGCUACUUUACUGAUGCGAAGUGCUAUCGUUCAGACGCAUACGUGCUUGGCAAGUAUUGCAGGCGUACAACGGUCGACUUCAACUCUCGAUGGCGAUGAGUAGCAAUCGAGCUUCCGGCUCGUGGUUUAACGCGUAAUAUUAUUGGUACUGAAGAUAUAGUCAUCGAGAAAGCUUGCACAAACCAUUUUUUUUGUAAUUAACAUAUAAAAUAAUUUAUAUAUAACCUCUAAAUUAUUUAAGAUCCAAGUACUUAAAUCUCUUUUAGUGUUAAACGUGCUGAUUUUUCCUAAUCUAAUCUGAUGUUACAUGAAGACGAAGCUUCUCAACAAUCUGAUAAUAUCAUCUCCAACCCUUGUGCUAUCUUUACCUACGUGGACAGUGCGUGCAUAUAAGCGACUCCACAUUUAGUUAUUGGAAGAUUCUGUUUCCGGAGAAGUUUCCGAUGGUUUUGCACAUGAAUGCGCAGUAUUCGCAGUAUUCCAACAUGACGAGCUAUUCCGCGAAAUGUAAAUCGAAACUAUUAUCUGUCAGUCAAUGAAUCCCACGUAGUUUCAACGCAGGAAGAAACAAAGUUAAACGCAGUUUUUCUCUCGAUGAACUUUUAUGACAGAUGGAAAACGCAAUGCUGAAGGCUGAAGGCAAAUUGGUCUCGACUUUGCAGUCUACCUUGCAAAUUUCAUUACUUUCGAUUUUCCGACUUCACGUAAAGUCUGAAUCCACGCGCAAGCGUGGUAAGAGUUUCUUUCUGACAUUAUCUGUUUCUCUAACGAUCAGUUGUAUUUCAGCUCCCAUUUAUUACUUGUUAGAAGUCGCUCCGCGAUCACUCUGGAAAGGUAGCUCUCGCCACCAAGAAAGUGAUCCUUCAAAAUGCAAGACAUAAUACCGUCUCUCAACGUGUAUUAUGUACAGGAUCUGAAGUACGCUAGAAUGUUCGUCCCGAAUAUCCUGAACGCGCUCGGUAUCUGGCCGUCACUCGGCAAACGAAAAUCCAUUUGUAAGAGGCUCGUCGACUACUUGCUCAUUUUCUUAUCGUACAGUCUGAUAUUCGCCUCACUAAUACCCAGUAGUCUCUUCUGGGUGUUCAAGGGGACUAUUCGCACUCGCGUGCGAAUGUUUCUGCCUCUCGCAUACACGAUCGCGGCCGUCAGCAAAUACGGCAUUCUGAUACUCGGUCAGGAUCGGAUUAGACACUGUGUGAAAUACAUCGAAGAAGAUUGGAAGAACGUCGCCAACGUUGACGCGCGGAACAUGAUGCGUGAGUCCGCGAGAGUCGGUAGACGUCUCGUUGCGAUUUCCAUAUCGUUCUACUGCAGCAGCAUAAUGUCGGUUCGUUUGAUCCCGUUGCUUUACUUGGGAAAGAUUGUCGAUCAGUACAACGUUACCAUCAGAUUGCUGCCCACUCCGGCUUACUUGUUCUCGCUGGACGUACAAGCCACCCCCGUUUAUGAGAUAAUGUACUCGUUGCAAGGAGCGUACGGUAUCGUCACCGCAUCAAUCUCCACAGGUGGAAUCGGACUUAUCACCAUCUUCGUGAUGCACGCUUGCGGUCAGCUAAAGAUCUUAAUGAACUUGAUGAGUGAGUUCAGUGAAGAUCUGCAGCAGAAGGAAGUGGAUAAGAAACUAGCCAAUAUAGUGGAGCAUCAGAUCAGAAUACGCAAUUUUUUGCAAUUAGUGGAUCAUGCACUGUGUCAAAUUAGUUUCUUGGAAAUAUCGAUAGCUUCAUUAAUCAUGUCCAUUCAGAGUUAUUGUAUAUUAACGGAAUUCGAAAAUAGUAAUUCUAUGGUAAUAAUCUUUUUCACUAUUUCAUAUUGUACUGCAACAAUAAGUGUAUUUAUAUUUUGUUACGUAGGCAAUCAACUUAUUCUGCAGGCGGAGAAGGUAGCGCUUAUGUCCUACGAACUUGAAUGGUAUCGGCUUCCAGACAGGAAGGCACGCCAAUUACUGUUAGUAAUGAUCAUGUCUAACAAACCGAUGACGAUCACCGCUGGAAAUUUCUUGGAUCUGUCAUUAAAGACGUUUUGCGACAUUGUUUUAACGAUGAUAUUCCUCAUUCAAAAUGUUUCAAUAUGGAAAAAUAUAUUUGAAAUAUAAUUUUUAGAUUAUGAAAACAAGUUUCGCUUAUCUUAAUAUGCUUCGAAAUACAAUUGGCUAAGACUUGUUGCAUUGAUUGAUGAAGCUUAUGACUUAAGCCACAUAUCAUAUCAGUAUUACAUGUGCUGUAUUAUAUAUAUGCGUAAUAGAAAUAUUUGAUGAUGUACAGGAUGUCCGGUAAGGAAGAUUCCGACUGUCGAAAUAAUAGAGCAUGUUGAGUUAAGUAUACAAGUCCUACAAACUCGACGGAAAAUUAAAGGAUAUAAAGUAAAAAUAAUUGUCAAAUGAGAGCGCAUCGAGAUGGGAUACUUUAGUUACGGUAGCGAUAUAUUAAAAAAUAGUAGAAAAGUCAAUUGUGCAUUGUCUUCCUUUACGGGUGUUAAUUACUCAUUACAAGGUAACAAGUACCAUUGGUCUGUCCAAAGUAUUUCGCCUCGUGCGUGUGAGACAUACCCUCUGUUUUGAAUCUUUCUUAUUUAAUAUCUCAAAAUGUCACGUGAUUGUUUGAAGAACGAUAGAGAACUCAACUCAACUCGCUCUAUGACCACAGUUUUUUUAGCAUUACCGAAUUAUCUAUUAUCGAACACCCUGUCUAUUCACAUAAUUUAUGUACUUCGUCGUUACAUCUUAGUUCAAUAUACUGACAACA
Ooceraea biroi (clonal raider ant) is the source of this 2817-nucleotide messenger RNA. RefSeq names its product odorant receptor 63a. Lineage: Eukaryota; Metazoa; Arthropoda; Insecta; Hymenoptera; Formicidae. Gene Ontology annotation, biological process: sensory perception of smell; detection of chemical stimulus involved in sensory perception of smell. The record is from RefSeq and is a predicted model, not a curated record. Gene Ontology annotation, cellular component: plasma membrane. Gene Ontology annotation, molecular function: olfactory receptor activity; odorant binding.